Messenger RNA from Tachysurus vachellii, 1240 nucleotides. Its product is annotated as cysteine-rich and transmembrane domain-containing protein 1. Gene Ontology annotation, cellular component: extracellular exosome. The transcript has 3 exons. NCBI's taxonomy places the organism in Eukaryota, Metazoa, Chordata, Actinopteri, Siluriformes, Bagridae. The record is from RefSeq and is a predicted model, not a curated record. Bases 295 to 699 code for a protein of 134 amino acids.
CACACAAUCUGGCAACACUGUCGAGGGUCAGCUGAUAAAGUGUUGUCAGAACUUUCCAAUAACGACGAAGGCACCGCGGCAACCGUGGCGUCAUUAGUACGCGCUGUUGGCCGAGAGAAACAGUUCAGCGUUUGACUCAGCAUACGGACUUUUAAAACCUGCAACAGCAAUAAAACAUAAUAUCUAGUAUCAAGCGAACGCUGCACACAGGAACGCGCUCGUGAAGCUCCAUCAACGACAUCUGACACCGCUAUCUUCGGUUAAACAACCAAAGGUGACUGCUCCUACUUGAAGAUGAGCUACGAUCAGCCUCCACCGUACACAGGCCCAGGUGCCCCUGCCCCGGGUUACCCUGCUGCCAGUGCCCCGGGUUACCCUGCUGCCAGUGCCCCGGGUUACCCUCCUCAGGGUUACCCGCCUCAAGGCUACCCCACUCCGGGCUUUCCACCCGGUCCUGAGCAAGGACCGUACCCUAAUUAUAAUGCUGCACCACCGGGGUCAUACCCCAACCAGCCUGGCUAUCAGGGAUAUCCAAUGCCUCCUCAACCGGGGUACGGAGGCCCGGUGUAUGGUGAGGCUCCCAAAAACACAGUGUACGUGGUGGAACAAGGUCGGCGGGACGAUUCGGGGGAGCAGGCGUGUCUGACCGCGUGCUGGACGGCCCUGUGUUGCUGCUGUCUCUGGGACAUGUUGACCUAAUCUGUCUGUAGCCGAGCCCUCAUGUGUAAAGACCUUUCCCUCUCUGUAUUUAUGUAUGACUACUGCAAAAAUAAUGAUCCAGUGAAAGAAAGAGCGAUGUCCGUUUCGUUCAGGGAUUUUACGUGUUCCUGUUUAGAUUACUUCUUUUCACAACUUCAAUAAAUUCAAUGCUAUGCACUGAGACGUUUAUAGAAAUGCAAUCGUAGCUCCAGACAUAUGUCAGCUGAGCUGUUUUUAUUUUUUAUUUUACGCUAGACUUAAACUAGGUAACAAUAAGUGAUGACCGUCGUCGAUGAAUGCACGUUUCUGUUCGGGUUUAAAGCCAACGAGGAGGAAAAUUUUUACGGAUAAAAGUCACGAUUUUUGAGCUUUUAGAGUAUAAUUAUAAUUUAACCUUUUUUGAUUUCAGUCAUGUUUCCUGUAAUGUUGGACUGUUGAAUGUAUGGUUCACAUUGUAGUUUGGACCUUCAUGAGUGCGCACUGGAGGUCUGUAUAGGUGUCUGACCUAACAACCGAAUUAAACACACAAUGUCCAAAUAAA